CAAAACAUUCCCAGCAAACUCAACAGAGAAUUUUUCUUAAACUUUAUUGAUGUUUUAAAUCGACCCGAAAACACGGCGAUGUUCAAUCUCACAACAGAAUUUCCUCAUUUCAGACAUGUCUUUCACAAACCGGAUUUCAGAGACGAAACAUUGGGGAAACCGGUCGUUUUCGACAUGGAUAUGAGUGCCGGAGAUUUCAUGGCCUUGUUUUAUCUCCUCAAAGUGCCUGUCGAAAUGCUUGACCUUAAGGCAAUAUUAGUGAGUCCAACAGGUUGGGCCAAUGCUGCAACGAUCGAUAUCGUCUACGAUUUGCUGCAGAUGAUGGGGCGCGACGACAUUCCGGUCGGUCUCGGAGACGUAUUCGCAACGAACCAAUCUGACCAUUUUUUCCGCCCUGUUGGCGACUGUAAAUAUGCCAAGGCUAUCACACAUGGGAGUGGUGGACUUCUGGAUUCGGAUACCCUCUAUGGCCUUGCCUGGGACUUACCACGAAGUCCCAGAAGGUAUACAGCAGAAAAUUCGGUGAGAUUUGGAGCUCCAAGGGACACAGAUCACCCAGAAAUGAGACAACCCUUGGCAUUGGAAAUUUGGAAUUCAGUAUUUAAAACUAUGGAUCAUGGAACUAAAAUUACUGUACUGACAAAUGGACCGUUGACAAGUUUAGCCAAGAUUAUAACUCAAACAGAUACAGUUUCACUCAUACAGAAUGUGUAUAUUGUAGUUGGACAUAUCAACCAAAGUAGCCUUGACAAAGGCAAUGUCUUCACUAUUCCGAAUAAAUAUGCCGAAUUCAACAUGUUUCUCGAUCCGAUCGCUGCGAAAACAGUCUUCGAAUCCGGCUUAAACAUCACGCUCAUUCCGAUCGGCACUCAACACAAAGUCAGUCAGUUUGCCGAAGCCUUACAGUGGCUGCAGCAGACAAGUACUCCCGAGUCUCAGUUUGUGAAGCGCCUAUUGUCCAAGCUAUACGCUUUGAAGCAAACUCAUCACAGAUAUCACCAUAUGGAUAUAUUCUUCGGCGAAAUCCUCGGGGCUGUACUAAUGGAAGGAGAAGAUCCGAAACUGAAGUCCACCAUGGAAGAAAUGGCCAUCAAAGUUGUUGCAGAAGGCGAUGAAUCGAUUGAUGGGCAGAUUUUGAUUGAUGAAGAGCAAGGGAAAGUAGUUCGGAUAUUGAAAAACAUUGAUCCAAUGGCAUGUCAUGAACAAUUUGCAGAUAGAUUAGCUGUAAUAGGAAGCUAUGAUGAACAGAGAAAAAUGUGGAAUACACCACCAAUUAUAACUUGA
Hibiscus syriacus is the source of this 1284-nucleotide messenger RNA. RefSeq names its product pyrimidine-specific ribonucleoside hydrolase RihA-like. NCBI's taxonomy places the organism in Eukaryota, Viridiplantae, Streptophyta, Magnoliopsida, Malvales, Malvaceae. The record is from RefSeq and is a predicted model, not a curated record. Gene Ontology annotation, molecular function: hydrolase activity, hydrolyzing N-glycosyl compounds.